AUUAUUGUUAUAUUGUCGUUUACAUACUAGACACUAUUCAUUGUAACACUGUAACAUUCUGAAUGAAGAUGAAUUUCUGCAAGUGACUCAAGGAGAUUACACGGGGGGGGGGCAGCCAGCUUUAUGACCCCUUAGGCCUCCUUUUUGGCAUCGUUGAGAUAUUCUGGAUGGAUAUAGGCAAUGCAUGUGCUCAUGGAUGACCUAUUUGGACUUUGUUUAUACGAGGAUAAACCGAAAUUUCUGGAUCUAUGCCUGUGGUAUCGAAUUGUUCGACAUACGGAGGCUGGAUGGACUCACUGCCGGGGAAGGUGAUACAGUUAACGUGGAGGAAAGCAAUAUGACAAAAUCACCCGAAGAACCUCUAAAUAGUGAUGCAAAGAUGGCAAGUAUCGUUCUAUGCGUGAUAAAUGGGCUAUAUUCGCCUAAAUAUCUACCUAUAUAUUGUUUUUUGAUUAACUCUUUCCCUCUUGCUUCCGUUCCAGAGGAAUAUUGGUAAGGUGGCAUGUCGUGUGGUCGAUACUUCCUGGUCAAUGCUUUACGAUGGUUUUGCAAGCGUGUACACUGAAACUGUUGCGUCUAUCGUGUCUCUAGACGCCCAUGGACAGGUGGCAGUGUCAUCAACGGAAUUAAACCCUUUGUAGAGUACCACACCGCAUGCACAUGCUACGCCCUUCUAUAAUGGUUCAGCCGAUCGCGAUGUUCAACGGCUGUCUUCGCGCAGGCAGAGAGGCGAUAAUCCUAUAAUAAUAACUCAAGCUACGCUGAUUUGAAACGCCAGACCCUCCUUUCACGGCGGGGCUUAGUGGGAUGCCCCUGUGAAGCUUUCCAAGGGUAUAUACAUCACGCGAUCGAGGAAGGGAGGCAAGUGUUCUCGCGCAAUUAUUCGUUCCGCAUUACUUUUAGCCUAACAGCCUACCCUGAAUGCAACGAAGGACUACAUCAAGUUGAGGUGUGGUCAAUUAAAACCCUUUUCAACCUGUCAGGUCUUUCGGAAAGUUCAGAUUCUCCCACGAUCCGUACAAAAGGAUAUCUAUUUGUUACCACAGCACACGUUUCUGGUCACUUUUAACCGUGCCCAGAGAUACACUUGUGAGGAUUGAAUCGACGCCAAUAAAUACAGCCUCAGAAAGGAGUUGACGCCAAAACAUGUUGCCAUCUAUAUCGGUUACCUGCAUUCCAUUUGUGUAUGCCUAUAUACAGAUUACGCAUAAUGCAUGCGUAUCCAUCCAGCUAUUUUCUUUUGUGUGCACCCCUUUUUGGAGGGCGAGGGGGGGGGGGGGAUGGGGUGGUAUCUCUGUCGAAUACAACCAAUUUUUUCCCAUUUUCUUGAGCAGUACUAAUUAUUAUUAUUUCCGACAAAUAUAGUGCAAUGAAUCGUUUUAGGAUCUCAGGGAGUAGUAAAGAAUUGUUUGGACCCGAUGCUGGCUGGGAGGAUGAUACCACGAUCUCAAUCUGUGGGAAUCGCCUUUGCAAGGUGAAAUUCUCCUUUCUAGUAACAAAGCAUCACUGCAGAUGGUGUGGUCGCAUUUUCUGUGGCACUUGCGCGCCACGGAACGUCCAAGUCGACGGGAAAUGGUACCGUCGCUGCAAUGGGUGUCGUCUUCCUAUUAUAUUUCGAAGCGUUGUGAACCCAUUCACUGCGAAGCGUGAGGCCACUGUACUGCAUACCAUUUUAGACUUUCUAACCCCGAAAAGUAUCACUGCUUUAUUGCAAAGUUGCCAUACAAUGCUUGCAGGAUUUUUUUUGAGGGACUACCCUUUUUAUAAUACCAUUCAAGAGCGUUUUCCUUCCUAUUACGAGGGAGCUCAAAUUGGAAAGGGUGGGUUUGGUAUUGUGUACAACUGUGAGGAUCGCUUCAACCCGGCACGAGGUCAUGUUGUCAUCAAACGUCUGGUUAAGGAGAAGGCUCUGACCUACUCCAUGUGGGAACGGUUUUUUAACGAGCUGAAGGUUCAUAAAGCUGCCAACCACCCGAAUAUCGCGCGCCAGCUCGAGGUUUUUCAGACGCCUGAGGAUCUGGUCGUGGUUGUAGAAGCCGGUGAGGGCGGAACGGCGCGGCAGGCCUGCGAGUACGUGCGAACGCAUCGCCUGCCGCUGGAGCCUUUUGUAGCGUCGCUUGUUCGGCAGGUGGCGGCGGGGUUGGAUUACCUUUACCGCUCUUUACGUGUGGUGCAUCGGGAUAUCAAGUUUGACAACAUCGUCUUCACGCGGGACUUCGGUCGAGCCAUGAUUAUCGACUUUGGUUUGUCGGAGCAGCUUACGAUUGGGGAAGAUCAAGGUGGAACGGCGACGUAUGUUUUUAUGGCGGCCGGCACUCCAGGGUACGCCUCCCCGGAGAAUCUUGCCGCGGUCGUUUCCGGCCAAGCCUCCUUUCUCGCAACGGCGGCGACGAUGCAUAAGGGGGAUCUGUUCAGCCUAGGGGUGAUGGCGCACAUGAUGCUCACCUUGCAUCGUCCGCUUCGCGCCAGGCGGUUUUCCAAGCAGUACCUGGAGAUUCAGCAAGGGAUACGAUGCUACGGGCCCUGGUGGGAUGGCAUCUCGCUCGACGCUGCGGAUUUGGUUUCGCAGCUCCUCCAGCAGAACCCGAGUUCUCGCCCAGAUUACGCUGCUAUCUGUGCACAUCCGUUUAUUCGCCGGCAGGCCGCGAAGAUGGUGGAUAUCGUGCGGCACCGCCAGGAGUCCGGCCGCAGGGACGACGCCGAGGAGCGGGAGCAUUGGGUGCGUAUGGAGCCGACCCCGGAAGAUACGGAGGCUCCUGAGCAGUUCCCCUAUUCGAAGUAUAGCAUUCGGGGAUUCUUCAGCCUAUGGGAAUCAAGCCGAAUUUUGCUCGGCCGUAUGAAUAACUGGGGCGGCACGUUAAUCUUUUAG
This is a messenger RNA of Phytomonas sp. EM1, 2869 nucleotides long. NCBI's taxonomy places the organism in Eukaryota, Euglenozoa, Kinetoplastea, Trypanosomatida, Trypanosomatidae. The record is from the annotation of a GenBank genome assembly.